ACACUAAAGAAAUGUCAAUAGAGAAAACAAAUUUCGUAGAAAAUUAAUUUCAUAAAAAAAUACAAUAAAAUAUUUACAAAUGUUGCAAAUAUUUGCCGCAUUACAAAAGAAACAAUAUUUUUUGUUAUAAAUUUUUAAAAUUAUUUACUUAAUAACAAAUUGUAUGGCAACAGGGAGCAAUAAAACAAUUAAAUGUCAAAUAAAUUUAAUACAAAAUCAUAAAGCAGUUGGGCAAAUAUUUAAAGGAUUAAAAAAGAAAAAGCGAGAACAAAAUGAAAUCAGUUUGGGUAUAAAUAGAGUUUUAAGGCAGCGCUUAAGAGGCGGCAUGGAUGCUACUACCUCAGAAGACAGUUUUUCUAUGAGUGACCAUCCUGAGGAGGAAUAUUAUGGAAGAUCUAAACAGUAUAAGUUAGUAAGACGUUUGCUGAAUAUGGCCAGCGCCUUAUCAUGGCUAUAUGUUGGUUAACCUUCACCUACUUCCUUAUGGCCAAUGAAGAAAUUGAAUACGAAGCCAUUACCUUGUCCGUGCCGCCGGGAGAAGAAGGUCUUAAAUUUGGUAUAAACCAAGAGGUGAUCGGUUCAAGUUUAUGUCUGAGAUUAUAUGGCCCCUUUACUAAGACCACUUUUCGCUUCGAUGAGCUGCAGUCCAGCCAUUUUGAGAGCCCAUUUCUGUGGGUUACAUUGCAACAAGUAGAGGAGGACAAUUCUAUUAAGACUAUCAAAUCUGUUUUACAUUUACACCUAUCCGAGCAGCAUAAAGGGGAGUGGCAGGAAAUCCUAAUGGUGGAAAAGAUAAUAGAAAAUGUUAAGUUGGAUAAUGGCAAAUAUCAGUUGCAGUUCGCGAGCAAUUUUAAUGGAACCAUACCCUUGCAAGUGGCCUAUCAAUUUAGUAUGGUCUCCAAGAAAACCGGUUUAAUAUUGGGUUUAUUGCUGUUGCUUAUUAUCUAUGUUGCCAUCAUGUUUGAGCUAGUACAUCGUACAUUGGCGGGGGUGAUAUGUUCCACCUUGGCAGUGGGUAUUAUAGCGGCGGUACAUCUGAGACCUUCUCUUCAGAUAAUAUUCAAUAUCUGGGGUAAUAUUGAUACCAUUAUGCUAUUCUUUGGUGCUUCUCUUAUUAUUGAGCUUUUGGCGGAAACCGGUUUGCAAGAUUAUUUAGCUGCUGUCAGUUAUGAACUAUCCAAUGGCCAUAUAUGGCCCAUGCUGCAUUGUAUUCUGCUCUCCUCCUGUCUGCUAUCCAAUAUCUUUGAUGGCAUAUUGCUGGUUUUGUUUAUAGCUCCCAUUUGUUUGCGUUUAUGUGAAAUUAUGCAACUGGACUGUACUCCUAUUCUUAGCUGUCUAAUCAUAGCCAUAAAUGUGGGUUCAACCCUUACACCCAUUAGUUCCAUAAGCAAUGAUCUGAUAUCAAACUCCCCGUUUUUAACCAGUCAUCAAAUACAAUUCAAAGAAUUUAUGAUCCACAUGUUACCCGCCACCUUACUAACGUUGGCCCAGUCGUACAUACAUUUACGACUACAAUUCCUUAACUCUGCUAAAAUGCGUAAUUUUGAACCAUUUCAACAACGCCGUCUGAAACGUUUAAUUAAUGUUUGGCGUAGAGCCUCUCUGCGCAUGGGUGACUAUACGUGGGAUGAAAGUUUGGCCCGACAAACCGUGGAUCGUCGCAUUGUUAAUUUGCGCAAACGUUUAAAACGUUUGGGCAAAAUGCCCGAAAAACCCUCAGGGUUUGAGGAGAAAGUUCAGAAUCUAAGAGCCAAUUAUCCCAUAAAAAAUAGUCCGUUAGUAAUCAUUUGUAUCUUAGCUUUGCUAACAACUUUCCUGUUCUCCAUUUUGUCUCGUAUACCUCAACUACUUAAAGUCUCUAAAGGUUGGAUUGCUAUAUUAACCGCCCUAUUAGCUUUAUCCCUCAGCAACUAUGAGGAUAUCGAAGGCAUGUUAUCGCGCAUAGACUGGUCCACCAUGCUGUUCUUUGUUACCCUGUCUAUCAUCAUGCAAGUCUUAAUCUCUUUGGGACUCUUAGAAAACAUUGGCCUACUGCUAGAGCAUUUCAUCAUCAAUGUCAGUGAACACCAUCGCUUAACAGUGGCCAUUUUAUCUAUUAUAUGGAUUUCCGCCAUUUUAACCACUUUUAUCGAUAAUGUUCCUGUGGCAGAUAUGAUGAUGCGCAUUAUUGGCACCUUGUCUCUAAAUCAGCACAUCAAUAUACCCAUUAUGCCGCUAGUCUGGUCUUUGGCCUUGGGUUGUACUCUGGGUGGUAAUGGUUCAAUUGUGGGUGCGUUUGCUAAUAUAGCUUGUGCUGGUGUGGCCUCCCGUCAUGGCUAUAGACUGACAUUUUUUGGUUAUCUAAAAAUUGGUUUCUUUGUUAUGCUGGGUAAUGUGGUGGUGGCUUCGUGUUAUCUGCUGUUGGUGCAUGUUGGCUUUCAGUGGCAUUAA
Messenger RNA from Lucilia sericata (common green bottle fly), 2430 nucleotides. RefSeq names its product P protein-like. NCBI's taxonomy places the organism in Eukaryota, Metazoa, Arthropoda, Insecta, Diptera, Calliphoridae. Gene Ontology annotation, biological process: transmembrane transport. Gene Ontology annotation, cellular component: membrane. The transcript has 2 exons. Bases 448 to 2430 code for a protein of 660 amino acids. The record is from RefSeq and is a predicted model, not a curated record.